AUGUCAACAUUCAAAUACCAACCUCUAGAGCAGUCGGAUAAAAUCCGCCUGCUCGUUCUCCAACCAGGCUCUGGCACUAGUCCAAUCGAAUGCAGCCUCCUCCACAAAACGCUAGGCACACAACCUUACGAAGCGUUGUCCUACGAAUGGAAGGACGCUAGCGAUUGCGAUCCUAUGAUUGUUGUAGACGGUUGCGACGUUCGCGUUCGCAAGAACCUGCGCGAUGCUUUACUACAAAUAAGGCUUGUUGAAGAAAACCGAUACUUAUGGAUCGAUGCUUUGUGUAUUAAUCAGGCCGACGUCUGUGAGAGGAACAAACAGGUUCAGAAGAUGGGAAAGAUAUAUAAGGGCGCACGAAGUGUUAUUUCCUGGUUGGGACUAGCCUCGAAUAACAGCGAUCUUGCGAUGGAGAAGCUGGAAAGUGUGGGCGAGUUCAUGGAGGGACAUGAUGCCAAGCUAUUCAGCUUGGUGGACAGCUUCCAAAACAUCCAAUGUCAGGCAAUCCUCGCAUUGUGCCAACGCUCCUAUUGGCAGCGAGCCUGGAUACUGCAGGAAGUAUUUCUGGCUCGAAAACUCGUAGUGCACUGCGGCGACAAAUCUUCCUCUAUUGUGGCUCUCGAUAACUCCCUCUGCUGUCUUGGACGUGUUCGAGAGUAUGACAAAGGCAUCGUCUCAAGCGCUGCAUUUGAGCAUGUCCUGGCAAGAAGAGCGCCCCCCCAGAUGAAUGUGUUGUCUCGAUGGGUAAACGUGAGCCUGAGUCAAAACUACGUUGCUACUGAGCCUCGCGAUAUUAUUUAUGCGAUGCUCGGAAUUGCUAGUGACUGCCAGGAUGGUGAGCUGCUCCCUGAUUAUGAGAAGCCGUUGGUCGAGCGGAAAGACUCGAACUCCUUCAUAAUAAAAGAGUCUCAGAUUAUCUGGGUUUAA
Molecule: messenger RNA, 924 nt
Organism: Lachnellula hyalina
Lineage: Eukaryota; Fungi; Ascomycota; Leotiomycetes; Helotiales; Lachnaceae
Product: Heterokaryon incompatibility protein 6,OR allele
Exons: 2
Coding region: 1-924 (307 amino acids)
Source: RefSeq, a predicted model, not a curated record